This is a messenger RNA of Xyrichtys novacula (pearly razorfish), 27482 nucleotides long. The record is from the annotation of a GenBank genome assembly. NCBI's taxonomy places the organism in Eukaryota, Metazoa, Chordata, Actinopteri, Labriformes, Labridae.
AUGUUUGGUAAGAGUGCUGUUUGGUCCCUCAGAUUACAUGACCUGAUGUUUGAGACUUCUAUGGAUAAAACAAACAUAAGUGCAUAGAUCAUUUUAAAUCUGUUGCACAUGUACCGUUUAAAUUCACUUUUCACACUCAGUCUAAAGUAGUUUCUUUUAUUUCCUUCACUUGUUAUGAACACCUGAUAGUCGAAGUGCAUAAACAAAAGGGUGGAUACUUAAACUUUGUGUUUACUCUUGCAUCAUCUGCUCUUUUAGGUUUCUCAUUUGGUUCGUUUCUGUUUUUUUGUUUUGUUUGUGUGUGUAAUUUUAAAAAAUGAAUUAUGCGUCAGUUUAAUUCAACCCCUAUGGCAUUGCAGGCAAGUCAUAUCUUAUAGGCAUAGAUCACGAGUUGUUUUGCAUUUGCUGGUUCCCCCUCAUGUAUUCAUUGGCACUGUCAAAGUCAUUUGGGGUAAGACAUUAUAAAUGGGCCAUUUAUUUUUUAAUAAAUGGGGCCUUCAUAUUUGUACAAGCUAAUGCCAGUACUUUUCACUUUACAUUCUCUACCAUGAUUGGCCAUCUUGGUUUUGUGUUGAACAUUUGUCCUUUAGUGUAACCCAUCUGCUUAAUUGUUUGUGUGUGUGUGUCCCCCUCCUACCCCCACCCCCCUUUGUGCUUCACCUGGUGUCUUCCUCUUCAGCUCUUCCUGGCCAGUUGGGAUAUCAGCUGCCUCAACUGUGUGACCUCAUCAUAGUGACGUGUAAUCCAGAUUAACCAGCAGUCUUUAUUCUGCCAGACGUGGAAGUGAUUAGGGAUUAUGACGUGUCUUUUUAAUAGAAUUGGACGUGUGGAUAAUCAACUGCGUCCACCAGCAUCUCUUGUCAGGUGACUCACUCACACCCAAGCACAAGCACUUGUUGUUUUUUUUCACCAAGGGGAGUAUGGGGUUGGCUUGCAAUCAUUUACAUAGGGAUUUACUGUUCACCUUACCUUCUAUUGAACCUUAAACUGACUUUAAUUAAAACAAUAAUGAACAUAUAAUAUUCUUUUAGGGUUCAUUUAUUUUUUCCCUCAAGUAUCUUCAAAUUUAACAAUCCCUGCAGCUUUAGAGAAAAAAAAAUCUGUAGUUUUUGCUCAUAUCAAGAGAAAAUAAAAGUAAAUGUUUCCCCUUUAAUCCAUUUGUCGGUGCAUUUCAACCUUGUUUUUGUUCUUGCUGCUGUUGAUGCAAUCCUUCUUUAAAUCUGCAAUUACAUUAUCGAUUCUUGUUGUUUUGCAAAGUAGACUUCUGAAAACUGAAAGAUUAAAGUUUGUUCUUGAUUACCCCCAAAGCAAACAAGGCCACCAACAUCUUGAAUGAAUGACUUUGGUGCCACCACUUCCUGCUUGGCAAAUUGAAUUUUACAAAUCAAAUCAAUAAUAUUAUGUUCUUCUUCUUCCUCCUUGUAAAACUAAUUAUCCAGCUAUAAAGAACUUCUCUGACAGGUUAAGUGUCAGCUGCCUCUGUGCAGAACUGUGAAAACUCUGCAGGUCUGUCAGUGUUGUCAGAUUUAUGGAAGAGGAAGUAGGGUCCUUUGCAUAAAAAAGCUCCUGUGGUGCUGCUUGUCACAUGUCGCAGUUGUAGUGUAUGCUGUGGUUUUCCAGCAUCAUUAGACCCCCCAGUGCAAAGCUGAUGACUGUAUGGUGGACAUAUUGCAGUGGGACACUCUGAACUCUGAUCUACCACACAGCAGAAGUGAAAAGUGAUUGUGUCAGUUUGAAUGAGCUCUCUUUGUGUAUGGCUAGGGCAGUGGCGCUCAGCACUCUGGUGACACUGGAGAGAAAGAGUAAAAAAAAGAGAAACAGAAAGAAACAGAGGAAGGCUUUUAUCUUCAUGUCACCAAAUCUGCUCCAACUGUACGUCAGAGUGCAUGCGAGGACGGAAGGGGGCGGGGUGCGGGGGAGAGGACUGCUGGCGCAAUGGCAGGGUGCUCAAUGGUGGCAUUCUUCCCUCUGUGGAGAAACACACACACUCGCACACACACAUACACAUAGACACCUCAUAGACAACGCGCAUACAUGGCUACACUAGGGGGAUUCCCCCUGGGAGUACCCAAGUGAAGUAAUACAACCCAUCAGUGCCUUAUCACACCAGUGCCCAAACACAGGAGAGAGGAGUGUAGAGGAGUGUUUCCAUGAAGCACAGGAGGUGUACUGUAUAUCACUUGGGGAUUGAGGGCCAUUAUAUGAUGUUAUCACUGUGAGUUUUUUUACACUUUUUUUUCAGCAGCCUUAUGUGUACGUCUCCAUCAAGAAAGAGAAGGCUGAUAUGCUGCAGCUCCCACUUAUUGCUGUGUAGUUUCCCUAACUCGUUUCAGCAUGACAGAUUUAUCAACUCUUGUUAUUACCCUGCAAUGAAAUUUGACAGCACAAUUUGAUGCUGUGGGUACAUUUUGGAGGUUGUUUGGCAGUGAGAGUGAAACCCAGCUCUAUGUGAGUCUUCUUUGUUUAAGUUCAAGUGAGUUGAUGCCCGAUGAGGUGUUAGUUAUCAGGAAUUAAUGCUGUAGGCCAAUAUGAAGCUAGUGAAUUACACUAGAGGUGUAUUUUUCCUACAAAUUAACAGACACCCUGCAGCCAAUCAAGUAUUUUGACCAUAGGGUGUGUGCUCUUGUGAGCAUAUGUUUGAUAUUAUGUCUGUACUUUUGAAAGUGUGUGUGAUCUGUUCCGACUGUACCUGUCAGAGGCUGCAGUGGCCUUAAGUGAUGUUGCUCAGAAACGAUUCCUGAAGCACUUAUGCAGAAGCUUCUUUAGGAACCAUUUGAAAAGAACACUAUAUGACCCUCUCUCACACAUAAGUAUGUACACAGUGUUUUUGAAGCAGCAGGUGUGUGUCAAGGCAGGACCCAGCAUGCUACGACACAUGAACGAGUGUGUAUGUUCAUACCUUUUAUACAUGUGGGAUGGUUUCAGUCCCCCCAUUAGAAAUCUCUUGUGAUUGAUCUCAAAUUAGUUUAUGAUCUGAGUGAGUGCGAAGUCUCAUGAUACGUUUUUUAAUACUCUCGUUAGACAUGGGACAAAGAGUGCUUUCUGCUCAUGUUUUUACGAUUUUAACCUGCUGAUUACUAAAACUGGCUUGACUCUUGUGGUAAUUGUGACUUUGAGUAUUGCAAAUGUGCCUACACCCUUUAAGCUGUACGCAUGCCGACAGACAAGGCAGAUAGCUCCGUUGCUGGCAGGUCUGCAGUUAUGCAGGGGCGGAACAACUGUCAGCCGCAGACGCUGAUUGUGUUUAACCGAGUGGCUACCAGUCGCUCCCUGUUUAAUGAGACUCUGUGGGAACAGAACAUCAGUAAUUAAAGAUGUAAGAUUUGCAUUAUGGGGGUUUGGACUGUUGAUUGAAAGGUCAUCAUCCAUGUUAGCUAUGCACUGAUCAAACAGACUCUUCACAGUAAGGAUCCCAUAGGGGUGAUGGUGCUCCCAUAAGGUGCAAGUGUUGACUCAAGAGGAACGCACAGUGCUGUAAACAUCAGGACAAAUGUAAACUUUCCUUCUUCACAUCCUGAUCUUGUUCAUUCAGCAACAUCUUAAGAGGAGUCCCUCUGCACUAAUAAAUGUUUUUUUUUUCCCACUUGCAUAAAUGCAAGGUGACAAAAGUUUGCCAGACAAGAAAAAAAAAAAAAAAAAAGCAGACACAAAAGCAUCCUGAGGACACUGAAUUCGGUGGAAUUUUGUAAUCUCUGUAUUGGGCAAUACCAUCAAAUGGAAAAGUAUUCUUGCAUCAUAAGAGGAACCCUCUUCAGAUAAUACCUAUGAAACUACCUGUUAGUGGGUUGGCUGCUGGGACAAGGUUAACGAAAACAACUCAUCAUAUCACUAUUGCAGGUAUUUAGUUUGCAACUUAACUGCUGGUGGUGAUAUUAAGUGUGCGUGGGUGUAAUUUUAAGAUGGUGUGGAAAUAUGUGAACAGUGGGUGUAUGAGUCACCUUUGUGUAGGCAGUUGUUUAAAUGCCAUUUUCUAGGAGAUGUCAGAAACAGGAACAUGUAAAAGUGCAUGUGUGUGUCAAUGUGUGUGCUAUGGUUUUGUCAUUUUAAGCUCAGGAUUCCCCCUCCUUAAGUGUUUAGAUGGAGAUCUCAGACCACAAACAGGCACUGUCCCCUCUUGGCUGAGGCAAAGUGAGGUAACAGUGACAGGGAUGAAUCAAACAGUUGCAGUUACAGCCUAUAAAUCAGGUUGAUGUAAAACACGGAUGCUUUUUCCAAGUUUGGGAAUUUGUUGGCUGCAUGCAAAAGUAUGUAUAAAAUUGUGCUUUGGCUCGAGUGUGUUAUUGUUUGUGUGAGAAAAAGUUGCCCUUUAGUUUUGCACUUCCCGGCCCUGUUCUGAGGAGGCAUCCCAUAAUGCUGUCUGGCUGAACGCCCUGCACACCUCCACUCAUUCCACUCCCACAGUUCCAACCCAGGUAUCUGCCUGUCAGCUUGUAAUUGUAGCUCAGGCUUACCUCAUAUAAAAGAGUGAUGACAUUUUGGUAGCUGAGUCAGUGUCUUUGUCGCCCUGCAGAUAUUCAUCACUUGAGCAGAAUGUGUGUGUGUUUGUGUGUGUGUGUGUGUUUAAUCUGUGAUCUUUUAAUCUGCGUACAGGAGGUCUAAAUGUGGGCUAGGGCAUUGACAGACAGUCACUCUGGGUCAAGGAGUGACCACAUGGGCACACACACACACAAAAAAAACACGCACACAGGCAUACAAGCACAUACACGGACACACGCACAUCCAAUAACACUUACUGAUAAACAAGUGGUUGCAUUUCUGAAUGAGUCACAGACGUGGGCAGAGGUGGAAAGUUUCCUUGUUUGGGCUAUUCCCCCCUGCUGACUCUUUGAUACUUUUUUUGAAGUAGUAUGUGUUUCUAAUGCCAGGUCUACAUGUAGUGGACAGUGGACUCAGUGCAAACCAGUUCAGACUUCUCAUAUUCAAACUUCAUCUCCUCACUGACAGAAAUACACAAAUAAUGUUAUUAUAAAAUGUAAAGUAAAUGCUGGAAUCAUUUUCUUUUUUUAAAGUAGGAGAUAGCUUUACUGAGAUACAAUGCUGCAGCUGUCAGAAGUAUUGCACUUUUCCAUUGUGUGUAAAUUUGUAUUAUAUCCUGUGAUGUUUUGAAGUUUUGUUUGGCAUAUUCACAUUUUAUCCCCUCAUCGUAAAGCAAAGAUCUAGAUAAUAACAGUAGCAAUGACUCUAUUCUAAUGACAGUGCAACAGUGAGUUAUUAUGCAAAAUUCAUAUAGUACACCGUGGCAGCAGGGUGUCUGUUAAUUCAUAAAAAAUAGUAAUCUGCUAGCUUUGUAGUGGUCUGUAUGCAAAACAUGUUACUAUAGCAACUGAAAUGCAAUCAAAGCUGCUCUUCACAGCUCAAGUGACAUGUCAACCAUGAAAAAUCAGACGACAAAAGGAUUGCUUCAUGUUACAAGGUUCGUUAAUUCCUGAUAAUGAACACCUCAUGGUGUAGGACUUACAUAAUGCACACGCCUAGAAAAGACGAAUGGGACUAGGUUUCACUCUCACUGCCACACAACAUGCUUAAUUUACUCAGCACAUUGAAUUUUGCUGUCAGAUUUCACUGCAGGGUAACAGCAGUUGCUAAAUCUGUCACCAUCAAGCUUACUCUGCUACAAUAUGUUGAAUUCACACUACUACGAUUUUCAAUAUUGCAGAAAAAAAUCUAAAUAAACAUAAAAUGUUAUCGAAAAUGCAAAUACAACAACAGUUAUUACAGUAAUUACAACAACAAUAAUAGCUUUCAGAAUUAAUAAUACAGUUUGAAAUGCAAAUGUUGUAACUAAUUCAGGGAAAGAUUUAUUUACUGAAAGGACAGUCAAAUUUGAGGAGACUUGGCGGUUAAAAUUAUGAAAGUCUAGUUAAAACAGUCUUUUGGGUGUAGAUAGGAGUUUUGUGAGUAAUUUGAGAGUAGUAAAUUGUUUCAUGUAAAUGUUCAACAGCUGUUAUUUUAUGAACACCUAAUGUGCGGAUUUACUCUUUAUUUUUAUGGUAAAUAAUGCUUUAAUUGCUUGAUGUUUUUUUUCUUUUGACAUUUCAAAGAUAAGAAAAAACAACACGUCAAAAUGCUGUUAUGAAGAAUGAAGUUUAAGUGCCUUUGCCCCAAACAGUUGCAGUCUGUUCGACUUUGCAUCGCAGUCAGCCAAAUUCAUCUCUUACUUGAUAACUAUUUGCAUUUGUGAUAAGUUUAAUUUGGCUUUUAGUGAGACGUUCAUCAAUCUAUUUUUCAGUUCGAGGCUAAACAAACAUCUGCAAAACCACCAGCUAGACUCUUAUUCUCCCUCUCUUUUUCUUUCUCUCUCACACACACACACACACACACACACACACACACACACACACACACACACACACACACACACACACACACACACACACACACACACACACACACACACACACACACACACAGAGAGAGAGAGAGUGGAUGAAUUAAAUAAUUUGAAGGGAGUGAAGUGGGUCUGUUCUUAAUAAGACAUAAUUUCUUUAGGCUUCAUAAACCUCAGGUAUGUUUGUAAGCAUAAAGAAGGAAAAGCAAAUGACGGAUUUUAAGGGAAAGCAUGUCUAAUCUCGCCUUUGCCUGUGGCUUUGUGUGUAUGUGCAUAUGUGUGUCAGUACAAGCCAGAGCUGCAUGUACAUGUAGUUUACAAGUUUAUGAUUUUUUUAAUCGAGUUGACUCAUAGUCCAUAACCUUUUGGUAUUUGAUAUUACAUGGGUGGACAUAAUUAAUAUCAUUUUUUAACUCUGCAAAUGGCAAAGGUGAAGGACAAAGUUGGUCUUUUGGGGUCUACUUUACUUUCAGCGUCAUGCAAAUAUGAGAUCACUUCUCUCAGUUAGAAACUCAAAAGGGACAAUAACAAAGCAAAAUAAAAAUCCUAGUCAGAUCUUUGCCAGAAAGUUUAGAUAAAAAGAGCUCCUCAGAACACGAAGUUUUGUUGAAACUGCACUUUCAUUUCACAAGUAUGCAGUGGGUGUAAAAGAAGAAAUUAGAAGGUUGAUAAAAGGUGACAUUUGUUGAUGCUUCCCCUUUUUUUGUCAUUGAAUAGUCUUCUUAGCAUCAUGAAAAAAGGAGACAGUUCAGUUUCGCCAGAAUAUAACUUUGACUGUUACGCAAUCUGACCUGUGGUGUAGUUCGUGCAAACAGGAUUGACACUUUCAGUUCUUACUUAAAUGUAAUUUCUCUUUGUUUCCCCUUAAUUAGAAUCAAAAAAUAAAAACCUAAAAGAAGGUGCUAUAACCAGUCAGGUUUGUUGUUCAACCCAUGCCCAAAAAUAUCUAAUUUUUAUAUUAAUAUCAAAUGCACCUAUAUUUGAUUUGGCUAGUUUGUGUUUAUAGUGUUGACUUUGCUAAUAUGAAUUAUCCUGAAGGGUUAAAAUCAAACGUAAUAAACACUGAAUUUCAUGCCAAAAUUGCUUACCAAUAAUUUUAAUAAAUUCAUAUUCAGAUACUAUAAAAGAAAUAAUUAACUUUUUUUUUAUUACCUUGGAGUCCCCCUGGUGAUAGAAAAUAAAAGAAAACUGACCCUGUAUGAGUACAGUGGCAAGAACAGAAAUAGGCUCAUACAAAAAAAAAAAAAUAGCAAAUGACGGAUGAAACAAAUGUAAAGAAGGAAAUUAAUCAGUAGAAAAAAAGUUUACACAGUUAAAAUUGUGUCUUCAGAUUUGUAAUUUGUUACUUUGUUAUAUUUGUAUAUGUUUCCUCGUAAAAUGUAGAGAAAUGUGAUCUAUGCUCUCAUGCGGGUUAGACGCACCUUCAGUUCCUGUAGAAAUGACCCUGAGUUACCUCGAGCCAUCAGCCACGUCAUCACCAACCACAACAAAAAUAUUCUCCAAAGUUCAACCGAGUUUUAUUUGUUUUAUUUUCUUCUUCAUGGUAUCAUCGUACACUUAAUUCCCGAACCUUUCUGUAACUCCUGUUUGUUUGGUCAAAACUAAAACUCACCAUGCUACCGCUUAAUAGGUCAUAGUAUGGUUGAAUAACAUUUCACUUCAGUUGCGAAAGCGGAAUUAUUUUUUAUUUAAGUUGGCAUAAGCUCAUCUUUGACCUUUUCUUUUAAGUAGUUCACUCUUGAUGAUUCACUAGAGCUCAACUCUGACAUUUCAGUUUCACCCUCUUCUCACGAUUGAAACUCUAUACUCAAUAAUAACCUGGGUACGGGAAUCAACAUAUGUGGCAUGGUAAAAAUUGCGUGGGCACCAACUGGCACUUAAGACAAACCACCCACAUGGGCCAUUGUGAUCUUCCCAGAAGUCCUCCUCACAGCGAGAGAGAAAGGCACUCCCAGAUAUUUCUAUAAGACACAUUUGGUUUGGUGGAAGUGGAGCAUCAGUACUUCCCUCCCGAUGCGUGGCCAGCUGCAUACCUGAAGAGCAAGUAUUUAUGCGUGCCGCUCCCCAUGACUGGAAUUGCUGACUUGUUGAGUGGGAGUGCAGUGCCCAAAAAUGCUGACAUAAUCUGCUGCUGAUGCAAGCUGUUCAGAGGGAGUUCCAGCAUCAUGUCCAAUAUUCAGGAAUAUUGGAAACGAGGAAAUCUGUUUCAUUGUAAAGAUGCCAGCAUCUAAACGCCUACACGCUUGUGUAAUUACAAAAAAGUGUAAUUAUAUUUAAAAAAAAAACAUCCUCCUGCAUCACUGGAAGAAGACUUACGCUACUGGUGUCCUCCCCCACACACACUCAGAUGACCACAUUACAAAGCUCAAACCAGAGCUGAGGUUUCUAAAGUCCAGAGUUCUGCCAAGGCUGAGAUCACAAAGGCCCUACUUUCUCCGCUUGAACCUGCUCUGCCUACGUAAUACUCUGCUGCAGUAGACCUCGAUUGUAAUCCUGGGAUACAUAGCUUUAAGUUCCUGGAAUUGUAAAAUGACAGGAAGAAGAAAGUAGGACACAACAACAUAACCUCGCCCUUAAAUCUCUGUUUGAUAAACCUCCACCUCUGUUGGGUAUUAUGCAUAAGAAAAUUACUAAUAAUAAGGCUAGAAAUAACAGAGUAUGAGAGGUAAAAUACAGGAUGAGGAUAUAAUCAGAGCCAUGUGCUUCAAUUACAAUGCCAUACAUUACCCUCCUUAGACUUUCCUACAUUUUUAUGAUGUUAAACCUUUGAAUUGAAGUAGCACCAUUUGGGCAUUUUAAUGAUUCUGAUAAAAGAGAGCAGGCAUGUUGCAUGGACAAGCUACUCCAGAGGCAAUCUAGUGUAAGUAACUGUAGUGUUCCUCAAUGUUCCUGCCUCAGGAGCUACUAUCACUUUUUUAAUAACAGUCACAACCAUGGACUGUGUAAACCCUUGACCCUUGUAUAAACCCACAUUUGGUCUCAUUGACGUUAUUGGUUUCUCAAGAAGCAUUUUGAAACCAAAGAUGCAUCAUGGAAAUGCUAACUUAGCCUAACUUUCAAUUUAGACACAGGCAAAAAGUUUGAGCAGUGGUAGCCUUUAGCCCCCUGGCAAAUGGCUCAAUUGCGCUCCACCUGGCAACUCAGCCAUUUUUGAUCCUGGUUGUAAAUAUGUUUGGUUUUGCAGCCAAAAUCAGCAUUCUAACAUCAGGCCUACAGCAGGGGCACAUUGGCUUUCACAGCCUGCUUCAGGUUGACAGUUUUUGCGUUUGGCCAUUGGCUUUGUUUCUCAACACUUUGGUUUUCCACUUGACCUAAAUCUCUGAAACGUGUUGUUUAAGGUCAGUGUGAAAUCAUUCAAAUGACUGACGCCUACUGUGUAGAAUUGUGAAUACAUCACUGUUAAGACACAGUGUCAUUGGAAACCCAUGGUGUUUUAAAAUAAGAGUCAGGCUGAGACUUUUACAAUAACGUCUUUUUCCGACACACCUCUGUCAUCCUGAAAAUGGCCCUGCAGCCCACUUGUGGGCCCCCACCCACAAACUGAGAACCACAGUGUUAGAGGUUACACUAAAUGUGUUCACUAAAAAAGUUUUCAAUACAGUAUAACAUCUUCCUCCCAUAGCAACAUACAACAAUUGUAGCAUUCUGUGUAGGUUUGAUGAGCCUGUCUUUAGAAAAGUUUAAGGAUACGUCCUCUUUUACCUUUUGUAGAAAUGAUGCUGUGUAAAGUCAAUGUACCAAAAAACCAAACUGCCCUUUAAGGCUAUUUUUAAAAAGUGUUGUUACACCAAGCUCUGCCUUAUAAGUCACCAUCACGUCGAUGUGUUUAUGCGAAUAUCUGUGAUUAUGUGCCAUCGAUCCUGUGGUGAUAGUAGGAGUGACCAUCAGCUCUGUCACUGGGACGAAAGGAGACAGCCCUCCUCUCUGUUGAAUAAUCAGCUGACUCACCGGAUGUGAUUCACCUAACUAACUGAGCCACAGAGAGGAUUCUGUUGUCUAAAUGUUUGGUCAGUAAUGUUGUGUAAUGUUUUGGAAGUUUCAUCCUCUUAGAUAAAUAACUUGUUGGGCGGUCUGCCAUACAUGCUUUGAAAUCUCCAUCCAGAUUGAGGUUGAGGGGUCAUGAGAGGGUGGGGGAUAUAUGCGCACAUAAUCCAAGUAUUCUAAAUCUUAUUGCAACCAAAGAUAAGACACACUUCUGAUAUGCCAGAGAGUAUGUUUGGCUUUAUAGUUGUUUCUUUCGUAACUCACACAGAUCUAGUUUCAGUUCCCCUUUGCUUUGAAAAAAUAUGAGUAAUUUGAGUAGUAAUGAAAUGUUCAAUCAGAAACUGACUACGUGUCCUUUCGUUCAUAGGACAUAUGCCUCAGAAUACAUUGAAACAGUACUGUUAGUGUAUCUAUAUUAAUGUAAAGUCACCACAGCAUUAUCUGGAUAAUUCAGCUCAACAUGCAGUCAUGACAGAUAAAGCCCUUUUUGUUAGACCUUUUUUAUUGGUUACAGCAAAUCCUUUUGGAUUUCAACACAUCAAAGAAGUCUUUGUCAGCCAAAAACCCCCAGCCUGUUAUGCAUUGUUUGUAUCCUUAAGGCCCAAGUAGUGCAAUCUUUUUUUCCUCUUUGUAACCAUCUUUAAUGGACUCAUAUUGUUUUUACUCCAUUAGGUAUAAUUCUGCUUCUUACUGCAAAAUUGUAGGACUUGUGUUAACCUUUUUCAACUUCAAAAAAGUCAGUCAAAGAUUUGAAAUAACUUUGAUUAACCUAGUGUGUGGAGGUGAGAGAGAAAUUGGGGAUUUAGCCUUCUCUCUUAAUUCUUAUUUUUCUCCAAGCUUCAUGCAGCUGUGUGAAGCUUGGAGAAACAUUUUUGUGUGUCCAGUGUUCACCAAGUGUAAGAUCACAGUUUCCUCUAAGAAGAAUAUCUGAAAAUAGUUUUAAAGAGGUUUAUCACAUUUUUAUCCUCUGAAUUCUUGUUGGAGUGUGGCUGUUUGAAAAUGUACCAAAGUCGUACAUUUUUGUAAUCAAAUCUUUAUUUUGCCAAGCUUCGAUGCUAAUCCGAACAAUGACUAACAGCACCACAGGUAGUGUCAGACUCUGUGGGAGGCCUUUAAAUUCGAACCUUUAAUCAGCUUUCAGUAUGAAUAUUUUGUCUGUCUGUCACAAAGGUCACAGUUAUUGACAGACUAGAUCCAGGUCAAUGCCAGGUCACAAACUUGAACUGACCCGCUUAACCUCUGCAAGAAGGCCCCUCUUCCACCCCCACAACACCCUCACUGUCUCUGUCCCACUAUUUUCUUUCUCAUAUAAUCUCCUUUCUUUCUGCUGCCCUCUCUUUAAACUCAACACUCAGUCCUUCCUCUGCUCUGUCUUUCCUCUUUUCCCUGUCUUCUUUCCCUUCUUGUGUUCCUUCACUCCAUGAGGGGGAACUUCCACUGGAGCUCCUAUCCAGGAACAAACUUCCACUGUGGAAACAGCACUUAAAUUCACUUUCCACACCAUCCACGCAAACACAUUUCCACUCUCACUCUUCUACAGCAUCCAAUAGUGACACUUUUUUUUUUUUUUUACUUCUAAACAAAUAACUCCAACUCAACCUGUUGCAGAGAAAGAUCCCUUUUUAUCUUUCAUCAAUCAUUAGCGGCACUCCCAUCCACAUUACAGUUCAACAUCCUGCAAACAUCUGAAACGACUGCUGCAUGCAAAGCAGAGGUCUAUAUCUGUCACAGUGCGUGUUAUGCCUGAUCCUCUCCUGAAAGACAGACGCUAUAAUUGGCCACUUUAUCAGCAUUAAUGGACAGACAAGAUACGCAAGUAGGAGCUCUUUAGGGGAACACACUCACACACACACGUGCGUACACACAGAAAGGAAACAGUGAAGGAGUCAUCUUAUUCAAAGCAGACAGGAAUAGAAACAUAGAGCAUGAGGUAACCACAGUGGCGCAAGCAGUAGCCAUUACCUCAACAAUGACCACGGGAGCUUUUGUUGUAUCUACAUUUCUGUGUGUGUGUGUGUGUGUGGCUGUGACUGGCUGUCAAAGAAGCCUUUUCCAUAUUCAAGAUAUUCCUUUCCUCCACGAACAUAUCUGGUCUUUAUAUAAGGUAUGCCUGGGACUUACAUAAUUUCUGGCGCUUUAAGUUUCUGUGUCUGUGUGUUUGGAAAGCUUUUUAAACACAAUUGUGUGAUUGUAACAGUGUGUGUGUGUGUGUGUGUGUGUGUCUGUGACGCCUUGGAAGCUCUCCUGGCUGCGACUGUGGAAAUGCUCCACUGCCCCACUCUGCUCAGUGGGGACAGGAGUGGAGAGAAGGACAGUUGGAUGGAUGAAUGGGGAGUGGGAGCUUUGAUGGUUGGAAGAGAAGUGGCAGAAGGAGAGAGGAAAAGUUGUGUUUACUUCAGUCUUAUGGAAACCAGACCUUCUGUUUUCUCAUGGCCGCAGAGUUGAUGUGCCAGGCUUGUGUUGUGUUACUGUCACGUUAUAUUUUAUUUCUUGAUAUUUUGUUUGUUGCUGCAUUUGUAAAAAGCAACAUGGAUCACUGUUAAAACAAUCAAAUCAAGCUAUAACGCUCUUGUUCAGUGGCUUUACACCAUCAGUAACUCUAUGUAGCUGAAUCAGGCAACAAGCUGAAAUCUCUGGACCUGUUCAACUUAAUACAGUAAAAUUUGACUUUGACAUUCACGGUGCUCAAAGGACAAACACAUGACUUUGAUGAUUCCAGGAAUUUUCCGAGCACCACCAGCUGCCGGUCAUACUUGCUUAGCUUGCUAAAUAACUUUAAUUAAGAUAUACCUCAAGGUCUACUUAGUGAAUAUGCACAAAAAGUGGUGUGCAUAUUCAUUAUAAGCGGUCUAAAUUUUUGGGUGACCUCGGUGAUCUCUUGCUUUGUACCUGUAUGAGAUUGACGUCAAUGGUUUUUGCAGCAAAUAUCUUUAAAAUUGUUGGAUGGAUUGCUGAUGAUUUUUACUCACUUAUUCAUCUAUUUAACCAGUAGCAGCUAUCAGUUCUGUUAAUUUCUCUGCAACUCUAUCCCCCACCCCCCAUUUAUAUGUAUGUAUGUUUACUAUAUUGGUUUUAUCUUACUGAAAUGUGAAAGGUCUCUCCUGAAAAGGCUUUGGCUGAAUGGCAGUAUCCAUUGCUCCAAAACCUGUUUAUAUUGUUGAGCAUUAAUAUCUUUCCAGAAGUGUUUGCCACCCAUACCAUUAUGCAAAAGCAAUUUAACUUUAAUUCAUGAAUGGCUACAAAGAAUAAGUUUAUUUAAAUACAAUGAACAGUUUGCUCUCAGAUGUAGUUUCUCAACACCAGCACCAUUCUUGUUGAACAAGUCGCCAGUCGAAUUGUUAACUAGGGCAACACAAUAAUUAAGUCUUACAGCUAACAUGAGUUUUCACCUAAAGCCCUAACAGACUGAGUGUCACUCCUAGAGGCUGUAUUGUUGUACCUAUUAGUUUUGAGAUUGCUUACUUGUCCUGAUUUUCCAAUGACUCGCACAACCAUACACUAUAAGUGCAAAAGUAAGCAAACAGCAUCACACGAUAUGUAUUCAACAAGGACAAAAAGAUCAAGACUAAGUAAUUAUCAACUCAGAGUUUUACCACAGUUUACCUUUUAGAUGGUAUAGCUGGAUUGAAACAGACAUCUGCACGUGUCUUAAGAUAGAUGUGUGUUAUACGACCUUUACUAGCUGCUGUACAAUGUGCACACCUUGCCUGAUUCAGCACUUAUAUGCCACUCUGUAUAAACCAGUGGGUCAUUAGCUGUCAGAGAGCUGCACAAUGCUUCUCUAAAUUCUUGUAUCCUGCUUUUUUCCUCAUUGCCCAUCUUUCAUUAGACAGGAAUCCAUGCGUGUAUGUGUUUCUUACUUGUAGUGGAAACUUUUUGGGAAUCUGUGCCAUGGAAUGUCUGGGCAGGAUUCCCUCUUUUCCCCAGCGGAGCCGACCACUCAAACACAGCUAUCUGUACGCAACAUGAACACGUAACACCACAAAGCAUGGAAACACAUGUCGGUUAAUGUGGAUGUAACCUCAUCACAGAGUUCAUGAGAUCUUUCCUUUGGGCCAAAAGUCGAAUCUGUGUUACCGAGUCAGUGACAUACACACUGCUGCUGUCUGUCUGUCGUAUUUGAUUGCCCCCACUCUGACUUCAGCUUCUUCACUUUCUCGAACUUUUUCUCUCUUUCCUCUUUCCUCUUCCCUCUUCGAUGGAAUGUAACUUCAGUUUGACCUCGUGACUCAUCUCUCCCACGCUGACCACACCAGCUCUGUCCUAUAUUCUAGUCAGACGCAGAACUGGCCCUAGACCCGUACAGUGCACACACACACACUCCCCCGCUAACACACAUGUUAUUGCGUCAUUGCUCUGUGGUGUGGCCUGUAACUACUACACAGCUGUUCCUGCUUAGCUGUCAUGUCAGCCAUGAUGUCAGAGCUUUGUUGUGUGUGAUUGGCUGACGUCUGAACGUGUCGUGUGUGUGUGGGAGUUACUAUGUGGGAGACUUUCGUUCCCUGUGCCACAGAGCAUCAACUUGUGGUCAAAAUGGUCAAGUGACCGGUGAAACUUGCACCCGAGAAGAUCACGCUGUUUUGUUUGUGUCACUGAGGCAUUUACUCUGUUUCAGAUACAAAAGAGAACAGAAACUCACGAGGGCAGCUGUCGAUCAAAUACUAACACUAAACUUUUAACUCUUAACCAGUUCUGUUUGUUGCAUUAAAUUUACAAAGUCAGUCCACUGGAGACUGUUAAACCAAUGAUACUACUUAUUAUCAGUGUAAUGGCUGUCCUUUUAGGAAUGAUUAUACUUGAUUGACAUUGAGUUUUUAAAUUUAUUGGUAUUAAAGGGAUAUUCCGGCGUAAAAUUAAUUUAGGGUUAAACACACUGUAACACUGAGUUAGACACCCCCUCGAGAGAUGAAUGUUGCCGACCGCUUGCUUCUCUUGUUAUACCAACUUUAGUAACGACCGCAUGAUGGCAAUACAGAGAGCCACACAUUUAACCAAUGUCGUUACUUGAGUUGGUAUAACUAGAGAAGCAAGCGGUCAGCAACAUUCAUUUCUCGACGGGGUGUGUAACUCGGUGUUACGGUGUGUUUGACCCUAACUUAAUUUUAUGCUGGCAUAUCCCUUUAAUGCUGCAACACGAGUUCUUGGUGAUGUUUCCAAAGCCUUAUAAGUUGCUAAAAGUCAUUACCUUUAACCAACAAUUUAGCAUCUCUAAAAAACAUACUGUUAAUUCAGUAGUGCAAGAAAUUUCAUGUAUUUUUUGUCUUUACAAGACAAGCCAGGACAACAGCGUCUUAGUGCAGCAAGAAGACCUGUAAACAAGUUUGAAUGUAUAAAAUCUUCAAAGUUCACCAAUCAAGAUUUAAGCACCCUUAAUGUCUAUUUAAAAACACAAGAUGGUCGUAGGCACAAUACCAGCCACCACGUGCAGCAUCAAGAGAGACAAAUCAGACUGAAAACAGAGAGAGAUGAAAGCCAUCCUAACAUUUGGACCAAACAGACACAUGGUGAACUACAAUCUGAUACCAAACUACAGAUCUUUUUCGCUGGCUAUGUCAAUCAGUCACACUUCAACUUUUGAUAUAAGGUGGUCUUGGGGUGAUCAAACCAAAGGUCCCACAUCUGAGAAAACAAAGUUAUGAGCAAUUUGAUCUUCCCAGUAAACCUUUCUACCCAGUUUCAUAUCCUUAUGACCUCCACAGGGCAGCUGUCAUGUAAGUUUCUUAAAGGCACAGCAUCUUGUGGCCCAUGCAUAUAUACUCAACGUGUUCAAGGACUCAAUAAUUAAUUUAUUUCUACUUAGUAGAGGAUAUGUGUGCAUAAACACAAAGAGCUGCCAUGCCUGAGAUCAAACUUAGCAUAAUUUGGAUGUAAGUGCUGGUUUAGGAUGAAGUCUAUACUUUGUCAAUGUAAAAACGAGACAGCUGCCAAGAUGAAGCGUUCUGAAAUAAAACGAAUAAAACGAAGCGAGGCUGAAAUAAUGGUAUUUUAAUUCACCAGAGUGAGAAACACAAAGCUUUCUUUUAAUCUGAAAAACAUGUAAAGCUAUUAAAGUCCUGGGUCUAUGCAUCGCGUGGGCAAUAGAGUGGUGUGUCUGAAUGAAAUAUCCACAUUAUCUGCCCUGUUGGGUACAUGUAGAACAUGUCACCUGGUGAAAAGAUGAACUUCUCUCUCAGUGAAUCAAGGUUAUGGGUAUAACUAACUGGUCCAAAAGGGACCAGAGGAAUAUACAGUAUAUAUUAGGAUCAUUAGAUCAAAUCAGAGCAGCAUGGUUGAUUUAGAAUUUAAUGUUGCUUUUAGCUAAAAAACACAGAUGAUCAAAGUUCACAGAAGUGCAACAAACUUAGACCCCUAACAUCAUAGAAGGACUCUGUUGAAGACGCAGAGUGACAUGGAUUAUUAAUGGUCUGAAGUAGUUGGAGCUGAAUGCAUCAGUCUAUACUUCCAAUUCAGGUCCUUAUUAUAUUAUAUUCCUGUGUGUUAUAUCAAAAACAAUUUUGUUCCUCUUUUAGAAAUGAUCAGUGUGGCAGCUAUUUUGUCUAAAAGCUUGUUUUUCUGUCUGGAAAACUGGGUCAGACCGAACUGCAUCUGUGUAAAAAGUAAAAAAAAGGAAAUAGACAAAAGUGUGUCAUUCACAUAUUUAACAAAAUAUUCUACUGAAAUGGAUUAAGAUAGUGUGUGUGUGUGUGUGUGUGUGUCCAGUCAUGGUCACCAUGGUGAAGUCCUACAAAAAAAUUGUCAUGACAACUCAAGUCACCGACAACCAUGUUGUAAGCCAAAACACGUAACUGUCUCCUACGCAUCAACAUCACACAUGCGCUCAUGCAAACACACAGACACACACUCACACACACACUCACAGCAAAGGCACCCACAUGCACACUGACAUAUACGACAGUCUCUAACUGAGUCAAAAUAUGCUCACUUGUUUAUGAGAUGAAAUUAGUGCGGAGGGUUUCUGCUCAGACUGAUGUAGGAAACAAAACAGUUCAUUUUCUAUCAAAUAUACUGUUGACUCCUUUUGAUGUGCUGUAAUAUAUACUUUUUUUUCAACAGGCAUACAUCAGAAAUAGAAAUCCAACACCAAAGAUAAGAGUUGUUUCUGUCAUGAAAACAUCAGAAUGGGUCUUGCUAUUGGGCUUUUGAGUAGCAGCGUGUGCCUAAAGGUGAUGCCAGCCGGGGGGCUCUCACCACCAGCUCACCCCUGUCACCUCCAAACACGCACACACAAACACACACACACACACACGCUCAGCCCCUAGCACCACGUUCACUGCUCUGUGGAGGAGAUAGAGGCCACCCCUCCUUACAUCCACCGCACUCCUCUAUCUGACCCAUUUUUCUGUGUACACUCUUGAUGAUGGUGUAUGGCCCACCCCUCGUGGUUUCCACUGGGGUGGAAAACGCUCGUGAAGUGGGAAAAAAAGAGGGGAGUGGGAGGACAGGGGCAGUGGAAGAUGAGCUUAAGGGGAGAAGGAAAGUAUCAGGGUGAGUGAGUGCGUCCAUUAACCCCCCCAGAGGAACACCACAGGGAGGCAAGGGGAUUGGGUCUUGUACUUGUACGGAGUGUGUGUUGGUGUUAAUGUGUUUGCUGAUGUGUUUGUGAAAGGUUCUGAAAUGAUGCAUCUCUGUCGAAAACAUCCUCUUUCCGUCUGUGUGUCUCCUUUUCCAAGAUGUCUUUCAUGCAGAGCAUCUGAAAACCUUCAUUUUGUGCCUUACAGGCUUCUGGUAGUGGAUUGUUUUAUUGUUACCUUUUCGUCCUUACAAUGACACACCGCUGGUUUAAAGUUGUAGCCUCACUACAUCAGGAGAAAUGCAGUAGAGAAGUGGUUUUGAACUUUUCAACUUUUCAUCGUCAAGUUGAUUCAACAGAAACUUAAAUUAUGACUAGCCUACUUGUCUAAAGGUAAGAUAGCAGUCAAAAUAGAAGCACAGUUGUAUAUCACAUCAACUGUAGAAAAUGGUGAGAGUCCUCAUAGAUGCCCCUUCAUUUAGUUAUUUAUUCACUUAGCUGAUGAAUAAGUUUUGAUGUUAGAACAAUAAGAAGAACUUCACGUUUUAAGUUUCGACAACUACAGACCAGUAAGUUAAAUCUGAACACCAGGUAGGUUAAAGAAAGGGCAGCAUCUUCGCGCUUCUGUUAGCAUUAUUGGGUGACAAAUGUUUAUUCUGGUGCUUGCUAGUAAGAGCGAUGUUGUAUAGUUGACUGAUCAUGCAUGUCUACUUCUUGGGCAAAUCUCUAAAAACUCUAUACCUCAUACUUUGCAUCUGUAAUAUCUCUUUGUUAAGACUUUUGUGACUCACAAUUGCAGAAAUACUUCUAUCAAACUCCAGAUUUCCAGUGUGUGUUGCACGUUUUUCCUGGUAAAAGCUGAAAUCCUUGGUUGGAUUUGUUUAAAGACAUGCACAAGACACUUCACGUAGACCACAGAAUCAUUUAUAAAGCUUACACUGAUCCCAUCCACAAAGUGUUACAGCCUUAUAGAGUCAUAAAGACUUCCCAUGAUGUCGAUCUGGGAAAGGAGUAGGACGUUUUAUUCAACUCAAAGUCCAAGGUGAAUUGGACUCUUUGUUCUGCUAUUGUCAUUGUAAAACAACUACAAUGAAGCAGUCACUGGCAACAGAGAGAUCAUUCUUCUGUGGCUUCCUGCCAUACCCCAAAAAAUGUUCAAAAUAGUAUCUCAAAGAUGAGGAAAUAUUAAAAAAGAAGAUCAAAAACCAAGAAAUUAUCAAGAUCAACUCCCUGGUUCUCCUAAGAACUCAACUCUGAGUCUUUUAAACUCUGAAACUACUGUCAGCAUUUCAAAAAUGAGAUAAAUACUAUGCGGGGACUUUCUCACCACACAUCCUUUAUCAAAUCAGUUCAUAGACAGGAGUCUGGCACAUUUACAAGGUUUAUGAUUUCACCUCUUCCUGAAGCCUGUGUGGCAGAAGACGUAGUUUUUGAUAGCAUCUGUCACCAGCACCAAGGAAGCCUUAACUUUAACUCUAAAUUCAAGUGGAGAGCACAGACUUUUAUAUUCUAACAAAGGACCAGCAGAGAAGAGAUGUUAAGACACACAAGGAGCUGGUUGAAAGAAAUGAAAAUGAAGACCUAAUCCUAGAAAAGCAACCACAAACCACAACAGGGUACGAGAAGUCUUACAGGACUGGUUGAGAAACAGGAACAGCAGGGGGAAGACAACCCUCUCCAGGAUCUUCUGAGGCUGUAAAUAGUCAAUGUGAAUGUUUUAACUUUCUAUGAGUGAAAGUGUUUAAUUUGAAUUUUCAAAGCAAAAAACAAAGCAGGCUAAUCUGAGGACUUUAACCUGAAUGAAAAUAUUUAGUUUAGAGUUAUUCAACCCUUGAGUAGGCUGAUAAUCAUCGCCACGGCAGUGCUACCAACCGUAGAAUUGGUGGGACUUUUUUGCUGCAUAAAUGAAUCAUUUUAAAAACAGUGAUAUCAAAACUUCUUGCAUCUGUGGUUGGGUGAUUAUGCAAAGGACAAAUCUCUUGGGGUAAGAGAUGAUGCAUUGGUGUCUACAUUUCACAUAAAUACCUGCUCACAAAACAUGAACUCCUUGCAUUUGUUUAAGACAGGGCGUAGUUUUACAUCAGUGCUUCACCUAUGUUUGUAUCAUUUUAAAAGCAGCAUUUAAUGGGCCGCUAUAUAUUUUCAGAACAGACUGAUAAUGCUUAAAUUCUCACUUACAGUCUCAUUUUAUCGAUACCAACACAGUCCUGCGGGGAGAAAAAUGUAAUCUGUCAGCCUUGAUCACCUCCACAAUACACCAUUGUGCAAGAGAUUACCAUCUCUGACAACUGCGGUCACUCCAAGAGCAGGUUGGUGGUCCAGUCAUCAAGGUAGAAACUAAUGUCACCCACUUAAGUCUCACAUGUUGGUUUCAUGCUGUGACUAUAUGAUGUAAAUGGAAGUGAAAACACCCACUCUGCUCUCAGUGCCAUGACAGUCAGAUGACAUCAGUUUUGUGGUGACGAAGCUUUAGUCUCACCAGAAAAGACCUUUGAAUUGGUGGUGAAAACAGGAUUAGAAAGCUGCUGAUUGAUCGGUUAAGUGGCGUUGGUUUUAUGUUGAAGUUUUCGAUUUUAUACAAUUUCAGCAGAAAUCAUUGAAAAGUUUCAGGGAACAUGCUGCACAUUGACAAAAGGGCUUAACCUGCAAGUUAGGGUUGUGUAUUUUUAUUAAAACUACUACGAAUUGCAUCAUUCACCGCAUCUCACCACUGGAAGACUAUGUUGGUGUACGUGGUGUGGAAGUGCACACUUUCACUGUCUGAUAUUGUGUGUUUGCUUGUCUGUAUCGUGUAUUUGCUAAUCCUGGAAAGAGAAGUGACACUUCCGCUCUUUUCUAAAAAUAUACCUUCCAUUGAAGCUUGCAUCACUUCCUCUUUCUGACACACUAUGCAUACACACACACACACACACACACACACACAUAUCCCAUGCAUGUAACCUAACAACCCUUUACAACUUCCUUAUCUGGUAUUGCGUGUCUUCCUGUGUGUGUAAGUGGAAAGUGCUUUGAGUGUAAUGGCACAUGGUGUGGGCUGAAGCACAGGUGGUUUAACACGCUUAAAUGCACUAAGUCCUGUGUAACAAAUCACUAUAGUAUUUGUACAGCUUUGAUGCUAUUUGAUACUAUAUAUAUGUAUACGACUGUGUGCACAUGGCAUGGUGUGUGUGUGUCUGUGUGCGUGUGUGUGUGGUUUAUCAAGAAAAGUGUGAGAGUUGGAAAGUGGUGUCUCACCACGUGACGUAGGUUUCUGGUGUUUUCCAAACCAAAGGAGUGGAACCAGCAGUGACGAGGAUGUAAUGUCAUCAUCAGGCUGUAUUUCUUACAUCUCACACUUCUCCUUUGUUUCUUUCUUUUCUUUUGUUGUGUGUCUUUAUUUCCGUCUCUCUUUGUGAUCGUCUGUGUGUCUGUCUCUUACUCUCUUGAUGUCUGUACCUCCACUUAUUGCACUGUGGAGUAGGCGUUUGCUCUUUUUUUAUGAAUGAGAUGUGUUGUUUACUCUCUGACAGGGCUAUUUCUGUCAGUGAUGAAGACGAACACAUACAGUGUGACACAUACUAACUUCCUCCUCUGUCACCCUCCUGCUUCUGAUUGGCCCAAAACUCUCCCCUCACUGGCAAAGGCUGCGCAUCUUAGGCGGUUGUUACGACAGCAUACCUUUGUGGGAGUGUGUGUGUAUGUGUGCACGUGUGAGUAUGUUUGCACAUCUAUGCAAGUGGGUCGAAGUGUUUGGGUCUCUCGGUGGGCUUCUUCUCAGAGAUAAUUGAUAAAAACUUCCUGUUUCCAAGGGAAGAACUUUUACUUUCCAAUCUUUGUCAUACAGCCCACGUCAAAAUGAACAAACUCAUAUUUUGCAACGUGACAGCAGCAGCAGCUUCACAGUUAAUAAAGUUAUUCACAGCUUUGCUGGCAGUAGGAAACACACACAUUUACCUAAGUGAUAAACUUUGCGUCACUCAACCACACCACAAAAACUGAAGCACUGACACCAGUUUUACUUUUUGUUCCCUGUAUUUUAUUUAGGAUUGUUUUUAACGAUGUUUUCUUGAUAUUUUGGCUGAAAAAUCUUGAAAAAGUUUAAAUUUGUCUCAGUUUUCAUGAUUUCAUGAAACAGGUUGUCAUGCGGGUUAUGUUUACUGCAGAAGGUUUGUACAAUCUGGUUUACAGUAACCAAGUUUUCACCUUUGAGUGCCUCAAGUUUUUCAGUAUAAUCUAAGAUGAGGUCUGGCUUCAGGUCCUAUCUUUUGAACAAUUUGCGUUUUUAUUUUUUAAAUAAAAAAUAAUUGAACCCUCUGUCUCCUGAAGAACUCAGUAGUCCUCAAAUUUACUUCUUAACUCAAUCUGCCAUUGUAAAUAGAAAUAUCUGUGCUGUGACUCCUCCAAGUAAGCAGGUUGCUGCACCUGCCCUCUAAAGUGGUUUGUAAAUGCUGUCAAGACAUUUGAUUAGAUUCUCUGGAACCACCCCAAGGCUUGAAGAAGUAAAUUGCUCUCCCAGCAUAGCACAUUUUUGCGCGUAAGCUCUUACACACACACACACACACACACACACACACACAAACACACACACACACACACACACACACACACACACACACACACACACACACACACACACACACACUGGGACAGUGGCUGGGAGGCUUUUACGUUCACAUACUCUUAAGGAUCCACCUCUGUUUGGAUGAUACAUACAUGCAAAGCCUGCGGUCGUGUUUUUUUGGAUGAGAGCAGCACGCAGGACUUGUGCAAACCUGCACAUAAUUAUACAUGUACUGUAAAUAUGCACAGGAAUUGUGUGUUAGUGCGUGGGUGUGAGUGGUAGGAGGUGUUUGAUUGAUGUGUGAAUGAGCGUGGCUUAUAGGGUCAGAGCUUUAAAAUGACAGAGGUUGUGUCAGAGGGCACUGUGGUGUUGGUGUCCUUCACUUUAUCCAUUUUAAAUCUGACUUUGACAAAAGCAAUAAAUUAAAAGACGUAAUUUCAUGUUUGAGUUCCCUCGAAUUUUGGCUUUGCUUUAUCAACAGGUCUAAGUAAGCGCUGUUGGUUAAUUAACUUGCCAUGAAAGAUCUGUGGUUGCGAGCCACAUCCAGCUCCUAAAAACACAAGCACACACACCUGCAUGCUCACACAUUAAAGCUCGCCGUCUAACAGCUUUACUCUUCAAUAAACAGAUGCCUUUAGAUGCUGCAUGCUCUGCUGCGGUUCCUCUAAGUUUAUUUGGUGUUACUUUCAGUGUGCUCUGUGGUCUCAUUUUAAAUGGUUAGCUCACCCAAAUCACUAAUAAUUUUAUUUGAUAGUUUAGUUUACACACUACGACAACCUCAGUGACUUUUGAUUCCACUCGCAUAUGAUGGGCAUACCUUUGGACUCAUAUAAAACUGUUUUCUUUCAACUAAGUGUGCAACAUCUUGAACUCCAGUUCUCAAAGACCAUCACUGUUGAACCCAAACUCCAAAGAAACACACAUAACCAGUUCAAAUAAGAAAAAAGUUUUUUAAAAACUUGUCCAUUUUUUAAAAAUCUUUCUGUUUUGUACUGAUUUGAUUCGUGCUUUGAAAUGUUAGAAUCUGUACAGCCCUGCAGUUACGUUUUUGACCAAAAGUUGCAGCAGGCAGAAGAGAGAGUGCAGUGAAAGUUAGGCCAGUGCUUCUGAUGAUCACAAAGUGGAGAGAAAUGAUAAGCAGGGCUUCGUAUUAACUUGUUGGCACCAGCAAAAAUCAAGGUGCACCACAACUGCAGCUUACGUUCAACACCCUGAGUUAAAAUUUACUGAGUGUGAGUUUUACUUCUCAUUUUGCUCUACUUGUUGAGUUAAUCAGACAGAAAAAACACAGUUACCUGAGCCCUCAUUGGCUUUACGGUGAAUGCAGAGCGUUGUGCUGUUUUCUUAGCAAGGCCAAGGUUCGUCCACUUUCAUCUCAUCACCAUCUUCUUCUUCUUCUGGACAUCACGUUUUCCUUUGGCGACCUACAAAAAGAAAACCCAAAACAUUGUCUAGAUAUUCUCUCUUCAGCUCUUCUGAUCUGAGGGUAAAGUUCAGCAUUUAAAGAUAAGAAGUUAUGUAGAUGCUGGACUCAGUGGUACAGUAGUGGAGAGGUGACACUAAGAAAAGGGCAAAUGUCUAACAUGGCACCACUUAAGAUAGGUUAAAGAUCAACUGCUGCUAACUAUAUUGAAUAUUCUAUAAAAAAUAUAUUUAAAAAAAGGAUUGCACCACUAUAAUAUAGGUACAUUGAGUAAAUUUGCUUAUUGAAGUAAUUCUGCUGUGUUGUUCAUCUUAAAACUUCUGUUAAUUCCCUCUACAAAGGCUGCAGCCACACAACAGGACACGACCAGUUUACCACUUAACACUUCUGUUAUCUUUAGUGUCUGUCUGUGUGAAAAUUGCUCGAAUACAUGUUAGUAUUUCUGAUCGUGAACCGAAAUUUAAUGAAAACGGCAUGGAGCGAAGAGCAAUGAUUUUUUUUUUUAAACAAGUUGACUCACUCUGUCUCCCACUCACUACACCGCCCAAUGUUCUUUUAGCCAAAAUUCUGUAUUGACAUCUCUGCCUGCUUGCCAUGUGUGUUUUUGUGUGUGUCUGAACUGCUCUGAGGACAUUCAGUUUGAGUGUUUCUCCUCCAGUGCUCUUUCCGGUUGAGGAACAGUAGUUUUUCUGUCGAUGGGGCUUAUGGAUUGGCACAUUCAGCCUUCCCACCCCCACUCACUCGCCCACACAUCCACACAUGCAAACACAGGAGCUAAGCUAAGUUCAGACUUUGUUGCACUGGUCAGGUGACAGGAGGGUUACUUUUUGUGAUAGAGUGUUAUUGUGUACUACAGUAACACUAAACAAACUGGACAAAACCCCCUGUCAUACUGACCACUUAGUUGUUUUGUUGUUGGUUUGUGCAUUGUGGAGAGUUUAGGGACAGACACACAGAAAGCCCUUUCAUGUAAACCACCAUGCAUCAUGCCUUCAAAGGUAGCACGCGUUGUAUGCAUUGGUGAGCCUUUAGUACGUAGAAAAAAUAGCCUUAGGCCAUAAGCAUAGUUCAAGUCUUAUCUUGUAAUGUCUUAGUUUUGAACAGGACAGCAUGCUGUCUCUUUUAUAUCAUGGCUAAUGUUGAUGUCACAGGCUGUUAGACAUACAUCAGAAGAGUCUUUGUUUUCUUUUUGGUAGCUUUUUGUGGACAACCACUUGUACAACCAGCGCUUAUAGAAGUCGUGGGUUUGCGUUGUAGAUGACUCAAGUCUUCCCUCAAAGGCAAAAAGUUGAACCAUGUACUUAUGAAUCACAGAAGGCCUGAUGCUUUUUGUAUGGAGAGUUUCCUUCUUAGUUGGUUGUGUAAUUCUUCUAGUAUUUGAUACUCAUCAUUUGCAGCAGGGAUCAAACUGUCUUCUUUGGGUUUAGGAUCUUCUACAACCUUCAGGUUUGGCUUAGGUGACCCACUUUAAAUAAAGAGGUUAAGAGGUUAAGAAUGACAGUUGUGCUUUUAAUGAAGUAAUUAAGUUAAGUAGUUAACUCCCUUAACCCUUGUUGCAAGGCUCUCUAAUUCGUGUAAAAGGAAAAGGAAACUAAAGAUGAACAUUUCUGUUACUCUAGUACUCUAAGUAGUCCACCUAAACUUUAUGUGUUGACUUAAAAUUAAAUCCCAUUAACCCCCCUGAGGAGGCUUGAGGAUCUAAAGCAGUAGGCUGGCUCAUAGGGGGUCAAAAGUUCAGAUAUGUAGCUUGGAGCCAGGCUUGUAUGGGCUUUAAAAAUGGUCAAGAAAUUUUAAAAUCAAUUCUAAAACUUACAGGGAGCCAACGAAAAAGGGAAGCCAAAAUGGGGUGAUGUGAUGUGAUGUCGUCUUUAAGAACCAGGGAGAAGCCUAGAUGCUGCAUUUUGGACCAGAUGGAAGCGAUUGAGAGCUUAUGCACGAUUCCUGACAGUAGAGAGUGACUCUAAUCAAGCCUGGAGGAGAUGUGAGUGCAUAAGUGACUUUUUGAGGUUCGGUUGUGACAGUAUUGAUUUGAUUUCGGAGAUGGUGCGUAAGUGAUGGUGGAACUGUUAUGUGACUGGUCUUUUAUAAUAUUUAGAAAUAAAAUUGCAGUCAAGUUUAACUCCCAGAUUUACUGCUAUAGCUUCAAUGUUUGCAAAUAAGGUACCAAGACUGCUCUCUGUGAAACCAGUGCAGUUUUGUACAGUAAAGAGUAUUAUUUCAGAAAUGCAGCUUCAGUGGUCGCUGGGGCAAAAACCCGGGAGUGGGAGAAGUUUGGUGAGGUCAUGGAGAACGACUUUCAGAUGGCUUUGAAGAGGUUCUGGACCACCAUCUAGCGUCUCAGGACGGGGAAGCAGUGCACUGUCAACAUGGUGGAAGGAAUUCUUCAAAGACCUCCUCAAUCCCACCAACAAGCCUUCCAGUAAGGAAAUGGAGCCAGUGUGGAUGGAUGAAAUCCGCCCUGAGUUCCUCAAGGCCCUGGAUGUUGUGGGACUUUCGUGGCUGACAUGACUUUGCAUCAUUGCGUGGACACUGGGGGCAGUGUCUUUAAAAUGACCUUUUACAAAGGGUAACCAGAGGGUGUGUUCCAGGUACAGGGGGCUCACACUCCUCAGCUUGCCUGGUGAGGUAGGGUUGAGGGAGGCAUUCUGCCAAGUCCCUCAGGUAUCCUGUCGGGGGUGCUCCAGGGGUAUGGGGCACUGGACACCCUGGUAAGGGCUGUUCAUUCCCUGUAUGAUUGGUGCCAGAACUUGAUCUGAAUAGCCGAUGGGAAGUCUGACUCGUUUCUGGUGAGGGUUGGACUCUGCCAGGGCUGCCCUUUGUGACAGAUCCUGUUCAUAACUUUUAUGGACAGAACUGCUAGGCCCAGCCAGGACAUUGAGCGGGUCCAGUUUGAUGGUCUGAGGAUUGGGACAUCGUUUUUUGAGAAUGAUGUGGUCCUGUUGGUUUCAUCAGGCUGUGAACUUUCUGUGAACUCUCACUCGAUCGGUUUGCAACAGAGUGUGAAGCAGCUGGGCUGAGAACCAGCAACUCCAAAUAUGAGUCCAUGGUUCUCAGAUGGAAAAAGGUGGAGUGCCAGAUGAGAUCCUGCCCCAAGUGGAGGAGUUCAAGUAUCUCGGGGUCUUGUUCACGCUGGGGGAAAACAAGGAUGACCCUAAAAAAAACACACACACACCCUUUUUCAGUAUCUAAACACACUCGCAGCAAAACCUUAAUUCAUUGUUUGUUCUUUUUAAAUAGAAUUUGGAUUUUUGUUUUUAUCAGUUGAACAUUUUUUUAUGAUGGUUAUCAGCCCCCCUGAUUCCUUGUGUCCUUGAAUGUUAUUUCUGCUGACCUCUGACCCUCUUGGAUGUUAAUAAAAGAAAGAAAAGAAAAGAACUUGUCUAACCUUAAAAUUAGACAUUUGACUUAGUGGCAACAGUGACAUUGACUUUUUGGUGUGUUGGGGCAAGUUCUACACAGCAGGCUCCAUCACCAUCUGUUGACUUAAUUUGUUAGCAGAGUUAGCAGCUCAUGAACAGCCACCUUGGGCGGAUCCAGUCAGGUAAAUUAGUGUUUUCCUGUCCAUGUCUCCCUCUUCUUGCGCAGUGACGUCAUACUUCUGCUGCAGAUGGAGUCUCCUGCUUGGAGUUGUCCUGGCAGCCGGGCAAAGCCAGUCACCAGGUCACAACAUGGACCGGACAUCUGUCUUGGAGAGUGA